Staurois parvus is the source of this 450-nucleotide messenger RNA. The record is from the annotation of a GenBank genome assembly. Lineage: Eukaryota; Metazoa; Chordata; Amphibia; Anura; Ranidae.
CUGUACUGUCCGCAGUCUCUGGUCAUCCCUGUGCUGUCCGCAGUCUCUGGUCAUCCCCUGUACUCUCCGCAGUCUCUGGUCAUCCCCUGUACUCUCCGCAGUCUCUGGUCAUCCCCUGUACUGUCCGCAGUCUCAGGUCAUCUCCUGUACUGUCCGCAGUCUCAGGUCAUCUCCUGUACUGUCCGCAGUCUCAGGUCAUCUCCUGCAGUGUCCGCAGUCUCUGGUCAUCCCUGUACUGUGUCCGCAGUCUCUGGUCAUCCCUGUACUGUGUCCGCAGUCUCUGGUCAUCCCCUGUACUGUGUCCGCAGUCUCUGGUCAUCUCCUGUACUGUGUCCGCAGUCUCUGGUCAUGUCUCCUGUACUGUGUCCGCAGUCUCUGGUCAUCUCCUGUACUUUUGUCUGUAGUCUCUGGUCAUCUCCUGUACUAUGUCUGCAGUCUCUGGUCAUCUCC